This is a messenger RNA of Homarus americanus (American lobster), 3478 nucleotides long. Its product is annotated as FK506-binding protein 5-like. NCBI's taxonomy places the organism in Eukaryota, Metazoa, Arthropoda, Malacostraca, Decapoda, Nephropidae. The transcript is spliced from 15 exons. The coding region runs from base 1159 to 2421 and encodes 420 amino acids. The record is from RefSeq and is a predicted model, not a curated record.
UAGGCUUGUGUCUCAGUGUUUGUUUUGUUUAUACCCUAUACUAAGCUAAAGUGCUUAUACAGUAUUAUAUUAUGAUUGUUUGUGAUUAUCAGAGAUUGUGAACUGGGUCCCCUCUUUGCUGAAUAAAAUCUUCUGGCGAUAACCAAAUAAAAUAUUAAAAGUGCCAUCCACAUAUAGAAGCGAUUAAAGGUGUCCACUUCUCCCUUUUUCUGAAACAAGUAGGUCAUAUUAUUUUGUUCCUCAAGGUUGGGAUGGAGAGGUGAUGACUGUCGUGAAUAAACAUGGGCAGGAAUAUAUAUGUUCUUUGCCUAGUGUUGCUCCUUUAGACUCGGACCUCAAACAUGAUGACGAUAUAUUUGAUCAGUUGGUGGAUAUUUCUGUUCUUCUGAAACCUAUGGAGACAGCCCCCUGCCUUAUUAAAACUGUUGACUGGUGGACAUACGAAUUUUGCUAUGGUUCAGUAAUCAAGCAGUACCACUUGGAAGACAAUAAAGCCACUGGUCCCAUAAUUAUUUUGGGCAAAUAUGAAUCAGAAUAUAACUGGAGGAACAGCUCAGAAACCAAGAACCGUCUUCAGAGGUUUCACAGUCAAUUUUACGUGAAUGGAACAAAAUGUGAUCUCACAACAGAGCCCAGACGUACUGAAGUUAGAUUUCAUUGUGAAGAUGGUGUUGGGGAUUAUAUCCAGAGAGUAGAUGAGCCAGAGUCUUGUCGAUAUGUUGUUACUGUAGCAACUACUCGAGUGUGUCACCACCCAUACUUGCGACUUCAGUCUGUACUUAACGCCUCACACCAUUACAUGUGCUCCAGCUCUCACAUAUGAGCAGUAUCAUAAAUAUCUCUCCUACCAGAACAAAAAAAUUAAAGAAGAACAGAAAUUGAAAGAAAAGUGGAUUAAACAGAAUGCUGAGAUUCUUCAAGAAACAGCAUCUGAGGAAAGCCAGUCCAUUCUUCAACCCAUCUCUACUGAAGCAGAUGACGAUGAUGAGGAACUCAAAAUGAAUAUAAAAAUUUUCCGACUCUCUCCAGUUAAAAAACAAAAAAAUCAGCAAUCUACUGAAGUUAAGGCAGAUAUAAUGGAGGUUGAAACACAAAUAACACUUGAAGAAAGUGAUACUCACUUGAAAGUGGAGGAAAUAAAAUUAUCAACUGGAAUUGAUGAGAUAUCAAAAAGUGAAUACGACUCACAAGAUAUUGAAGAGGUCACUAGCAGCAAGAGAAAGGAGAAAAAAGAACAACAAAGAAAAUUUAGUUGAUGUAGAAAUUGAGGAUGAGGAAAGCCUUAUUCAUGACUUACAAGCUCAGAAGCUUCUUCAGCUUUUAGAUGAGAGUGAGAAUUAUAGAGAUACUACAGAUGAAUCAUCUACAAAGAAAGAAAGCAGUGAUGUAGAACAAGAGAUGUCAGAGCCGUAUCUAACAGAGGUAGAUGAAUUGGAAGAGGAGGAGGAGGAUGAUAGUGAUGAUGAUGAUGAUGAUGACGAUGAUGAUGUAGAGGAAUUAGAGGCAAUGAGACAAGCAUCAAAAUCAACAAAACGAGAUCAUUUUUCAAAGCUCCGGCGACGACUGAGGCAACUUGGGAAAAUGUUUAUGAAUCAGGAAGUAGAUGGUGAAAGGAAAGGAGAAAAGAAUAAAAUUGAAGAGCUUCAGCACAUGGUUGACUCUCUUAAAGAUGGGCAUAUCAAACAGUUGGAGCAAGAGGUUAAAGAAUGGACAAAGAAGUUACUAAGUAAGGAUAUAUUCCUUGAAAUGGAUGAAGAGGAUCUGGAGGAGGAAGAGCAGAGGUUAGGGUCAGCCCUUUCAUCUUUGAUGGAUGCUCUUGAUGAGGCUGAGAACAAGUUGUCCACUGCUAUGAAAGGGAUGGAAACACUGGGUGAAUUUCUUGACAGUCGACUAAAAGAAAUGGAAAGCUCAGCAGAUGAGAGUCAAGAUUCUGCUUCAGAGGAGCCCACCCAACAGGAUGGGGUUGACAGGGACUCCCAGGACCCCAUAGAAGGGAUGUCCCAGGCCCCACAGAAUCCAGAGGAUCCUGUAGAAGAGACCAGUUCUAUGCAGUCAAAGAAGAAUGUUGACAAAGUAAGUGGCAGCAGUCGACAAUUGCGUAUUGUGAAGCACAAAAUGGAAGAUGAAUCUCAUAAGACAAAAUUGGAGCAGAAAAUCAAAGAUCGACUUCAAAAACUAGGCCUUGAGAAAAUUGGCAGAAAAUUUGAGGUGAAGAUUUUAACCCCAAAUUCCCUUGAAGAUGAAGAUACAAACAACCCUCUGCUGUCCCAAGAAGAAACUGAGGCCUUCCAAAAUAUGAUUGUCAAUCUUUUGAGUGCAAAUGCAGAAGAAUUAGAGGAAAGAGAAAACCACAGAAAAUUAGAAAAAAAUUAUGGCUUCAAAUGGGAUGAUAGUCAGUUUGCAGAGGAUGAAGAGGAGUAAAGCUUGCAACUAUGGUUAUCUUAAGGUUGAGCUAUUGUAUUGUUUAAGAAUAAUAGUAUGAAAACCUGUAUAAUAAUUAUUCAGGAUUUGAAAUGCAGCAGUUAAUAGAUAAUGGUCCUAUUAAUGUGUGAUGUAUGAUAGAUAAUGUAAAUAAGAUCACAUUGUUUGAUAAGAAUAUACCAUAUGUCAGAGCAACUUCCAAAAUGUUCCUUUUAUUGAAUGUUUUCAUUUUGUGGAUUUUAGAAUUGUUUUAAUGCAGUAUUGCUCUUUAGGUUGCUGUGACAUAUUUGCAUGGCUGCUUUCAUUUUGUUGUACAUGUUUGAAAGCAAAAGUCCCAUAUCUUAAACAGGAACUUUGACUUGCCUGCUCAGAAUACCAACAAAAUUGAACUACAUUAAUAUAUAAAUAUACCUGUAUACCACCUCUUUCAUAAGAAUAAGAAAGAUUAAUUCUUUUAUACUAUUUAUAUCUGUUUGAAUUUGUGUAAUUAUUUUGCACAGUGGACUAAUAUAUUAUCAAAUGACAACACAUCAUUACAAAUAACAAGAAAAAUAUUAACUAAGUAAGAGCUAUUUACAAGAACUGUGAUAACUGGCUCUUGGUACAUAUCAUGAUAUCAUGAACUAAAAAGAUAAUGUGAUUAUCUCCUGGAUAAAGUGUUUCCUUUUAUUAAUGCACAUACUUGUCAAACAUCGGUGUUUUUACACUCAGACAUUUCAAAUGAUUUGCUUGUGCAUGUAAGAAAAAAAGGAGUUAAAAGCAAGGUAGUCAGAUACAGUAGUUUUAAUGCGAUUCACAUCAUUAAUAUCUUUUCAGACAUGAAGUUAUUAUACUGUAUUUAUAGAAUUGUAUCCAAGUUAAAAAAAUUUAAGUUGAUCUGGUCAGCAUCAACAACUGAUUACCUCACUAAUUACUUUCCAUCUUUAAGAAUGUGAAAAUAUCACUGAAGAAACAUUCCAAUGAUGGAAAUGCCAGUUAUACACCUUAAUUAGCAUUGUAUUUUGGGGGGGCAUUUAAUUAUGGAUGAUUUCAAAAGAAAAGUAUACAAAUAAUUUAU